Molecule: messenger RNA, 3551 nt
Organism: Hemibagrus wyckioides
Lineage: Eukaryota; Metazoa; Chordata; Actinopteri; Siluriformes; Bagridae
Gene: exoc3l2b
Product: exocyst complex component 3-like 2b
Exons: 13
Coding region: 188-2788 (866 amino acids)
Biological process (GO): exocytosis; exocyst localization
Cellular component (GO): exocyst
Molecular function (GO): SNARE binding
Source: RefSeq, a predicted model, not a curated record
GACCACAGCCACCCCCAGGCUCCCGUGCCUUCGCUUGGGACAGACACGCUCAUAUAGUUCAUCACAUACAGUACACUGACACACACUAAGAUAGACACCUACGAGGCUCCGGAAUGUUGCAGCUUUGAGACUAUUAGACACAAACCACUGUACCAACUGAUCAAGCGUUUAAUCUCCAGGCCGAAGCAUGCCCGUUCUUAAGAACCUCCCAGCUCGGCUGAAGGGGGCCAAGGGAAAUUUAGAGUUGGAGAACACUCACAGCGAGCUGAUUCUCCGCAAGAUGAGCCUCAACCACAACCCAUUCGAAAAAAACGGCUUAGAUGAGGAGUGGCCCAGGCACAAUGGUGGCUCGCUCCUGGAUGGGGGUGCCCCUCGGGACCGUAACCCAUUUGAGGAUGAGGAGGAUGAGAAUGAGGCCAAUGAAGUGAGGCGUGGGGGCUCAGGAAAAGGUGGAUCUAUUAAAGGGACGCUUGACCGCAUCAAAGGCGUGUCACCACUCAAGACCCUGGGCAAGCUAGGCAAGGGCCUACGCAUGUCAGGCAGGAGUAAGGGCAGCGCCACCCCUUCUCCACAGGGCUCCAUUGGCAUGCCGUCACCCAUGGAGAAAAAGAAGAAGGGCCGACGGAGCUCAGAGGGAAGUCUUCUAAGGAUGGCAGGGAGAUGCAGAGAGAGCCUUCGCAAAGAGAGCUUGCCCAAUGGAGACUUGUGCUCAGAGAGUGAUGCUGAUUCAACCAGUCGCAAACUGUCCCUCUUGAAAAUUGUGGGCAGGGGUAAGAAGAGGGAGUCACUGGUUGACCGCUCAGCAUCCCCUGGCCCUGAAGAAGAGCCUGUAGAGGAAGUCCCAGUAGUCAAACCCAGAGAGCCUCUCUCAGUGUUGGAGAUUCUGCAGCUGGUGACCAAGCGAGACUUGUUCCUGGCAGAUACCCACAUACUAGAGCUAGAACAGGAGUGCAAAGAGGUGUCCACCACACCACCAGCAGGUGCAGAAGAUAUCACCAGCCCCAGCAGCAAAGACAGCAGUCGGCGUAAAGCUAAGGAUGUGGAGCUCCUGUACGAGGCCCUGCAAAAAGAGCUGUGGGACGUGGUCCGGGAAUCCUUGCACGCACCCACUGCUGGGCCUAACUUAGGCCUGGUGGUGCAGGUACUCCAACAGGAAGAAGAGGCUGAUCGGGACUGGACCACAAGUGAGGGCGCUGUUCCAGGUGGACCACGACCCAGGGAGCUGAAAAAGCGAUGGAAAGAGGCUGUGGCUGAGGCUGCUAAUGAGAAUUUGCCCAAGUCUGAAAUGGUCUUGCCAGGUGAGCUGGCGGCAUACCUCGACAAACUGCGAAUUCGCAUGGUGGAGGAUCUGGGAGCGGCCCGCCGGAAUGUUGUGUCUGUGUAUCCUGAGGAGUAUAAUGCCUUCCAUGUCUAUGUACAGAGCUACCAUCAGGCCAUCACAUGCCGGUUACAGACUAUCACUAAUGGAGAAAUGCAAAUUACCGACAUAUACUCACUUCUAGACUGGCUCUACAACAUAUAUGACAGGGACGUUAUUGGAACGGUGAGCAUAACCUCACCGAUCAACCGCUCUCAUCUCAGCCCACUGCUGCCAACGGAGACGGUGGACAAGCUUGAGCUGGACUGCCUCAACUAUGUCAGGGGGAAAGUAACCAAUGAGCUGUCUCAGGUGUUGGAUGAGGAAGAAAAGAGAUGGACAGAAACGAUGCAUGUUGAGGAGUAUCAGAUCCCACUUGCUAACACAGUUAUUAAGAGACUGCAGGGAGAUCUUGAUCGAUCUGCUGCAAUUAACCGAGGUCUGGCCUCACGAGUAGCGCAGUGCAGUCUUAAUGGCCUUGCAGAUUUUCUGUACAGCUUUCAAAGGAAGGUGGAAAUGUUCCAUGAAGGCCUUGUUAGUGCAUUUGGGGAAAAUGAAGAUGGUUACGUUGCCAAGACAAUCGCUUUAGUCAACUGCUGCCCCCCUUUCAGAAGCUUUGUAGAACGUUGUGUACACAGUGAUCCUGCGGUCAGCGAAGACUCUGGCCGCAGGGCCAACGUAGCCCUGGACAAGAUUGUAAACCUGAGCGUGAGAGUGCUGAAUGAUAGGAUAUUUGAGCACAUCAGACCUUACUUUGAUAAACUGGUGAAGAGGAAAUGGCUCAACAACACGGAGGCAUUCGAGCAGAUCGUAUCUCUCAUCAAGGAACACUUCAAGAAGUUUAAACGGAUGGAAAGCCCACCAUACCAAGUCCUGGUGGGAGAAGUCCAUCGGAGGGUGAUGACUGAAUACCUCCGUGCCAUUAUGCGAGGCCGAAUUAUCUGUACCUCUCUCAAGAUGAGGAAGAGGAUGGCCGGCCGUCUCCGAGAAGAGGGCAAGAAUCUUAAAACACUCUUCAAAGAGUUGGAGUCACCAGCCUCAUGGCUAGACAGUGCCAUUCCCCACAUAUCAGAGAUCAUCCUGUUGGAAGACACCCCCUCGAUACAAAUAGAGGUUGGCGUCCUAGUUCGUGAAUUCCCUGACGUACGGAAGAAGCAUGUAUCUGCCAUCCUGAAUAUCCGGGGAAUGACUCGGCAGACAGAGAGACAGGAGAUCCUUAACAUUGUGAAAGACAUCGAGAACAGCGACAGCCUCUCCCAGCUGCCGCGAGAUCGUGCUCUGUUUGCAGACGUGCCUGUGACAUCUGAGGUGCACUGUCUGAACAUGGGUCUGAGCCGCAUCGCCCUCACAGCCUCCUCCUGCUUCUACAGCUUACGGGGUCGCCAGCGCAGGAGAACCCCAGCCAGGGAGACCCAUGAUGACAUGCUGUAAUCAUGACAUCUAAAAACCAAAAAAUGCUUUCUGACUCCACAGUGGAGCAUUUGAGCUGAAGCUGGGUAAUAAGCAGUGUUUGGAAUCUUUAAAACAUCUUGUGUCAUAAAAAAAAGGACUUCUUUUCUGUAUCAUAAAUAGCUAGUAAAAGGGGUUGAGCUAGCUAGCACUGGUGAAACUGGGACCAUUUUAGAAGCUUGUUAGUUGCAAUAUUUUCAUGUGCAUUCAAAUGUUGAUAUUAUUUGGAUCCCAAAAGCGUUUAAAGGAAUCAGAUCGAAUGAAAUCUCGCACAAAACACAGCUCACUUUAAAACAAAUAGAAUUGUCUUAAUUAAUGAAAUCGUCUCUUAUUUGGCUUUCAUACUAGUACUGAUAUGACUGUUAUUUGUACAUGAUGAUUUCAUACUUGAUCUAAGGUACUACAUAAUGAUCUAGGAUCUCUUUUGUUCUUGUAUUUAAAUGGGUAAUUUCAUGCUGCAGUCAUUGCAGUGCUGAAGAUAUUCAAAUCUGCCUGGAGAAAGAAAUCAAGGGCUACUAUUUAUGUUCCAGAUUCAAGACCUACGUUAUUUAUUGUAUCAAGGCAUGUCAUGUUUUUGUCCUACUCAGUAAUGCAGUAUGGAAAAUAUCCACAUACUUUAUUUUGUAGAAAUAUCUGUUAGUGUAAAAACUGGCAUUUGAAUGCCUUUUUGUGUUAAACAGACCAACAGAUAGCACUUUUCCUUCACAGGUGUCUUGUUUUUUGUCUUGUUGUCCCGUCCCCCCCC